Sclerotinia sclerotiorum 1980 UF-70 is the source of this 219-nucleotide messenger RNA. RefSeq lists its product with no specific name. The record is from RefSeq and is a predicted model, not a curated record. The transcript is spliced from 4 exons. Lineage: Eukaryota; Fungi; Ascomycota; Leotiomycetes; Helotiales; Sclerotiniaceae. The coding region runs from base 1 to 219 and encodes 72 amino acids.
AUGGCUUCUGAUGGUACACCGAUGAUGUGGAUGAUUUUGAACAAGAAGAAGAAUAAUGAUAUGCAGAGUACAGGAACGAGUCCGAGAGUGCAUGUAAGAUCUUACUAUGGUAUGGAUACUCUACUUGGCUCUAAAAUCUACAAGAUCAGACCAUCAGACUUAAAAGUCCAAUGUCAAAACUCGAAACUCGAAAUUGGAAACCUGAAACCAAAGUCCUGA